Eremomyces bilateralis CBS 781.70 is the source of this 1756-nucleotide messenger RNA. RefSeq lists its product as uncharacterized. NCBI's taxonomy places the organism in Eukaryota, Fungi, Ascomycota, Dothideomycetes, Eremomycetales, Eremomycetaceae. The transcript is spliced from 2 exons. The record is from RefSeq and is a predicted model, not a curated record. Bases 248 to 1456 code for a protein of 402 amino acids.
AACGCCUCAGCAGGUUCGUUUUCCAGAUGUUUAUAUAAAUAUACAUAUAUAAAAGAGAAUCCACACCCGGGUCAAUUGGCGGGCGCCAACCCAAGUGGUAGUAUCAAGAUACCGCAUCACAGCCGGAAUCGAUCGCAGCUAUUAUUAGGCAACAGCUGAAGUGUCGAAUCGAUCGCAAGGCCGCAAUCUUCCUCUCAGAAUUCACAUCACCUUUUGUCGUAUCCUCACUGAGGCCAACGUGAACAGCAUGACCGACACUGAAUUCGAAACUAGCCCAAUGGUCGCCUCCUUCCUUGAGCAAGUCGCGGUCGACAUCCCAUGCCUGACCAGCUGCAUCUCCGCGCUCAUCGACUGCACCGAGUCCGCCCUGCCCCUCGUCACCGAACUUCAGGACCGCGCCUCCCCCUCCGCUGCAUCAACGCUCGAGCAGCAAUGUCGCCAGCUCUCCAAGCUGUCGACGGAGCUGAAGACUAUCCUCGGCAGCUACUCGCUGCAGGUGGAGAGUAGUGGAUAUGAUGGGUCUCCACCGCCGGUGGACCCGAGCAUUGGGGAUUGGGUGCAAGAUACGUUGGCGGCGGUGAAUGAGUUGGGAGACCAGGCGGCGCAACUGCUGGAAGGCGUCAUGGAGGAGAAAGGAGAGGAGGCAGAGGGGAGUGGGCAUGAGGAAGGGUUUGUCGAGAUUCGGAGCGCGGAGCAGGUGGUAAAAAAGCUGGUGCCUCUUUCGAAUACGUUGAUGAAGAGGACCACAUUUUUGAAGGAAUUCUUACCGAUCUUCAAGUGUGAUUUGGACGAGUAUCUGGCCAAAAAUAUCGCCCAGCCCAACCGCAAUGGGAAUAUAACCACCAUACGAUCCGCUCUAUAUGACUUGAAAGACGAAAUGCGUGCCUCGGUUCCGCUCCUCGAAGAAUUGGAAUGUGAGGAGCCGAUGAUCGUCGAAACCAGCGACUCAGGGAGGGCCAGUGCUCCACCACACCACCGCAGUUCGAUAUCUACCGCCUCAACAACCAGCCGCGUAUCGGACGCCUCCUCCACCAUCUCAUUUACGCGUGAUUCCUCUGACCCUGACGAUUUCUACCUCGUCGACAGCGCCGAGAGCCUAGCCGCCACGGCCAAGUCCAUCCGUGAGACGCAGAUGCGGGUCUUCGACUCGCUAACCGAGAUCCUCACCAACCACCCGUCCGACUGGUUAAAUGGGAUCACCACUAGGGGGAAAGGAAGGUCGCUGAGUUGGGCCGAUUUCCAACAGCUGGACUAUCGCAAGAUCAAAGUCCUAGUGAAGGCAUACCGAAGCCUAAAUCUCAAUCUACAGGUCAUCACCCUGCGCUGCCGGAAUGAAGGGGGGAACAAGAGAAAAAUACUGGAGAAGAUGCGGAAGAUGUUGCAGCAGGUUUGUGAGAUACUGAAGUUGGAUGCUGACGGGACGAUCGGGGAUGAUUCUGACCUGGCGUUCCUCUGAGCUCAGGUUGCUUUUGAGCACCAAUCCUUGUGGCGUGGUUUGUCGUUACGCCUCAAUUUUGCUUGGGAUAUUUGGACUUCCCUAUAUGUGCUUUAUGUUACAGACUGGUUAUUUAAAAGUUGAGGCGUACGUAUCCAUCUAUAGCUGCCUCAGGGGAAUGGCGGGUUGGCACUGGAAGCUAGGAGUACACGGAGUGAUCAAGGUUGCCAUUACGAUCGAAAAUGAAUCCGUCGAUAGCAUUCUACGCAAGUCAGUGUCUACCGUAGCAAUCAAAGCUAUUCAGUACGUCAACUCACCCAA